Molecule: messenger RNA, 2005 nt
Organism: Gekko japonicus
Lineage: Eukaryota; Metazoa; Chordata; Lepidosauria; Squamata; Gekkonidae
Gene: SLC25A18
Product: solute carrier family 25 (glutamate carrier), member 18
Exons: 10
Coding region: 218-1195 (325 amino acids)
Biological process (GO): aspartate transmembrane transport; malate-aspartate shuttle; L-glutamate transmembrane transport
Molecular function (GO): L-aspartate transmembrane transporter activity; L-glutamate transmembrane transporter activity
Source: RefSeq, a predicted model, not a curated record
CAGAUGCUCAUCAUAACUGCUGCAAGAGGGGAAGAAGGGAGGAACCGACAGCCUGGCACAUAAGGAAGUACAAUCACGGCAAGUUGUGUGUCAAAAGACAGUAGUGGUGUGGUUCUUCCCCCCUGCCCAGCUGAGCAAAAAAACAGUGAAGUGCCUCCUUGUCAAAAGGAUUUUCCUGUGUCAGCAGCUGCCAAGAAGCAACAUCCUCAGUGGAACGAUGACGGGCAAAAAGAAGAUCAGCCUUCCAGCAAAAUUAAUCAACGGAGGUAUAGCCGGGCUUGUGGGGGUGACCUGCGUCUUCCCUAUUGAUUUAGCCAAAACACGACUCCAGAACCAGCAAGGACAAGGCGUCUACAGUGGAAUGCGGGAUUGUUUGGUGAAGACCAUUCGCUCAGAAGGGUUCUUCGGCAUGUAUCGAGGAGCUGCUGUAAAUCUAACCCUGGUCACUCCUGAAAAAGCAAUCAAGCUGGCAGCCAAUGAUUUCUUCCGGCAGUUGCUCACCCAGGAUGGGAAAAAGCUGACAUUGGUGAGGGAGAUGCUGGCUGGCUGUGGAGCUGGGACUUGCCAGGUGGUGGUCACAUCCCCAAUGGAAAUGCUGAAAAUCCAACUCCAGGAUGCUGGACGGCUAGCUGCUCAUCAGCAGAAGGCGUUGAGACAGGACGGUCCAGCUGCCUCCACCUCCCAUCCACCGCCAGGACAGCCUCACGCUUCUGGGUCCACGGCAGCCUCCCAACGGCCCUCUGCCGCUCUGAUUGCCAGAGACCUCCUGCGAACCCAGGGACUAGCAGGCCUGUAUAAAGGGCUGGGGGCCACCCUGCUCAGGGAUGUUCCUUUUUCCAUUAUAUAUUUCCCACUCUUUGCCAACAUCAACGAGCUGGGGCAGAAGCAACACGAAGAAAAAGCUUCUUUCUUGCACUCCUUCAUGUCUGGCUGCGUGGCAGGAUCCGUGGCUGCAGUGGCAGUAACCCCACUGGACGUUCUAAAAACCCGAAUUCAAACCCUCAAGAAAGGCCUCGGAGAGGACACCUAUAAUGGGAUCAUCGACUGUGCCAGGAAGGUCUGGAUUCAUGAGGGCCCGGCUGCCUUCAUGAAAGGGGCCGGAUGCCGAGCGCUGGUGAUCGCUCCUCUGUUUGGCAUAGCUCAAGGGGUCUAUUUCAUUGGCAUUGGAGAGUACAUUUUGGGAUUUUUUCAGUAGCACCCACUCUGGCUGAGCCGACCACUAACCAAGACUGCACAAGCUCUCUAAGCCGACUGUUAGAAGGGCAGGACUGUCCUGUGGACACAGACCGACCGACCGACCGCAAGCAAGACGCCAGGCUUCUCCUGCCCCGGGAAGAGGAUGCUCAGUGCUACAUCACGAUGUCCGGCGUUCUGUUUCCUAGUAACAAACUCAUGAGCCACAGGGAGGGCGAACUGGCAACACUGACCCCUUGUACUCUUAGGGCUGCAAUCUUACGUUAAUGCAACUGAGUAAAUACCACCGAGCUUGUUUAUACUUCUGCAGAAAUGGGCACGGGACCAGAAACACUUCUCCUCUGAUUGGACCGAAGGCUGCUCUUCAAAACUAGGAGAUCUAGCGUCUGAUCCUGAAAACAAGGUAUGGGACAGCAGCAGAGGUGUCCGAAGCCCUCACCACCCGUAUGAACAGCCAUCCUUGAUGGAGACGGGGCAGAGCUUAUGUGUGUCUUUGCACACGACAGUCAAGGAAGUCCUACUCUUUUAGCCAUUUAUGUUGUUCUUUUGCUUUGACGGAGUUCGGUGUUCUGACGCCUUUCUUUUCCUUGCCCUGAUUCUCUAAAAAUGGGGGUGGGGGGGAGGAGAGGAUGCAGUAGUGAUUGCAUGUCGACCACCAGGGGCUGAGUAGUAAUUCAGAGCUUGUUUGUUCUAAGCCCAAACCGCCAUAUCUCACCAACAGUCAGGUCAGACAAGACUGAACAAGGUUAGCUUUUUAAAGUGGUCUUUUCCUUUGCAUCAGAGCUGUUUUAGUGGCUGGGACUUCUUUAUA